AUGCCGGCCGUGCCUGCCAACCUGCCGGACCUCGUCCGCGCCGCGUUUGUCCGCGCCCGCGCCGCCGGCGACCUCACCUUUUUCCCGACCCAAGUCGCCCUCCUGCGGGUGCAGGGCGUGCCAUUCCAGCUGCGCUUUGCGCCGGCGCUGGCCAAGAAGCCCAAGGCAGAGAGCCAGAGAGAGGACACCAAAGACGACGAGGGCCACGCCGGCGGGAGCGACAAGAAACCGUAUGACCCGUUCGAGGCGCCGCCGCCGGGCCUCGUUGUGUGCCCCGCGGUCAACGGCGGCACCCAUCGCCUCGUGCUCAACAAGUUUGCCGUCAGCCAGGACCACGCCAUCCUGGCGACGACCGCCUGGCGGCCCCAGAGCCACCUGCUGGCGCCGGCGGACUUGGCGGCGGCGUACGCGUGCAUUGCGGCGUACGCGGCCCGCGGCGAGGCGCUGUACGUCUUCUACAACAGCGGCCGGCACUCGGGCGCCAGCCAGCCGCACCGGCAUCUGCAGCUGCUGCCUGUGGCGCCGAUGCGCGCGGGUCUGGCGGCCGACGCCGUGGACGAGUGGCAGGUGCUGGCGGACAAGCUGCUCGACGACCACGCGGCCGUACCGUUCUAUGUCGCGGCCGCACGGAUACGAGGCGACGACGGCGACGACGGCGGCGACGGCGACAACGGCCGGGCCCCCUCGGCCGAGCAGCUGCACGCCACCUACCUCGACCUGUACCGGCAAGCACGCGCCGCGGCGCACGGCACGGCGGCUGUCGUCCCUGGUGCGAGCGGCGCCGACGUCGACGCCGCCGCCGAAGAAGCGGGCGCGGUGCCCGCCUCCAUCAGCUACAACCUCGCGCUCACGCACCGCACCAUGGCGCUCCUGCCGCGCACGGCCGAGGGCGGCGCCGACAGGCAGUACCACCUUUCGUUGAACGGGACGGUGCUGGCGGGCACGGCGCUGGUCAAGAACGAGGCCGAGUGGGACGCGCUGCGCAGCGAUCCGGGCCGGCUGGGCGGCGUGUUGGCGCAGAUUGGUGUGUCGCCGACAGAGGCAAAGGCAGGGACAGUCGUGCGGGAACGGCCAUCGCCGUCGGCCUUGUGA
Molecule: messenger RNA, 1092 nt
Organism: Sporothrix brasiliensis 5110
Lineage: Eukaryota; Fungi; Ascomycota; Sordariomycetes; Ophiostomatales; Ophiostomataceae
Product: bis(5-nucleosyl)-tetraphosphatase
Exons: 2
Coding region: 1-1092 (363 amino acids)
Biological process (GO): nucleotide metabolic process
Molecular function (GO): ATP binding; ATP:ADP adenylyltransferase activity
Source: RefSeq, a predicted model, not a curated record